CAACACUAUGCUAAACACUGUAAUACCAAUCCGGUAAUUCGUCCACGUUUGUCAAAGACUAAAAAAGACCACAGAAAAGAGUAGUAGUUUUUCACACUCGCCGGAGCAAAACACCAACUCCCAAGAGGAAGAGAGACAGAGAGAGGAGAUGCCGAAGAGGACGACGCACACCUACUCGAGUGAAGAUGCAGUACCUGACGGUCCUGACUCUGAGCUCUUCGUCUACUAUUGCAAGCAUUGCGGUUCUCACGUCCUAAUCACUGAUACCCAGUUGCAGAAAUUGCCGAAGAGGAAAACUGACAAAGCAUAUGUACUUGACAAAGAGAAACAUCUAGCAAGGCUAAACAUCAGUGAAGCCGGGAAAGUUAUGCUGAAGCGAGGAGAAGGGAAGCUGGAGAAACAGUACAGAAUGAAUUGUUUAGGUUGUGGGCUUUUUGUUUGCUAUAGAGCUGAAGAAGAUCUGGAACAUGCAUCUUUCAUAUACAUAACUGAUGGCGCACUCAGCACUGUUGCUGCUGAAACCAACCCACAGGAUGCUCCUGUGCCACCAUGCAUAUCACAAUUGGAAGGUGGGCUUGUUCAGGUUGCAAUAGAAGUAGAAGACCGUGCAUCACGUUCAGCAAUUACAAGAGUUAAUGCUGAUGAUGUAAGAGUAGCCGUAGCUGCACCUGCUGCACGCGGGGAAGCAAAUAAUGAGCUUCUGGAAUUCAUGGGGAAGGUUUUGGGUCUUAGGUUGAGUCAGAUGACUCUUCAGAGAGGAUGGAAUAAUAAAUCAAAGCUCCUUGUGCAGCUCUGCUACCAGUUGCUAAUCGCUCUUUUUAAUGGACUGUCGGAUAUAAAAGAACUGCAUUUCUGCAAUCAUAAUGAUAUUGAUGGUGGAAGAUCUCACCGCAAGACAAGUAUAUGAGAAGCUAUUGGAAGCUGUUCAUCCAUGAGCAAGUUGGCAGUCUUGGCACCCUCACUGAAGUGUAUUCUAAUGUAUGCCAUUGGCAAUUGUACAAUAUUCUUACAAUGAUACUUUUAGGCUUCAAAUACGAUUUUUUAGCACAAGUUUGUUCUUGGGGUUGUGUGAGGCUAUAACAUGGUUUCUGGUCCAUAUUCACGGCAGAGUGCUUUCAACGAGACACUUUCAGCUCUCUGGAUUUAUACUGGAAACAACUCUUGCACUUGAA
Messenger RNA from Beta vulgaris subsp. vulgaris (sugar beet), 1172 nucleotides. RefSeq names its product UPF0235 protein At5g63440. The record is from RefSeq and is a predicted model, not a curated record. The transcript has 8 exons. Bases 149 to 907 code for a protein of 252 amino acids. NCBI's taxonomy places the organism in Eukaryota, Viridiplantae, Streptophyta, Magnoliopsida, Caryophyllales, Amaranthaceae.